AUGAAGACUGUGGUUCUGCUGCUUUAUCUUCUGGGAUCAACUCAGUCAUUACCCAUGCAGCUCAAACCUGCUUUGGGACUUCCUCCAAUGCAGCUGGUUCCAGAUCAGACAACCCUACUAAACCAACAGCAGCCAAAUCAGGUCUUCCCUUCUUUAAGUCUAAUACCAUUGACACAGCUGCUCACCAUGGGUUCAGAUCUGCAACUGCUAAAUCCUCCUCCUGCAAGAAUGGCACCUGCUGCCCACACCCUCCCACUGACCCUGGGGGGGUUGAAUGUUCAACAGCAACUGCAACCCCAAAUGUUGCCACUUAUCGUAACACAACUUGGAGCCCAGGGUACUAUCCUAAGCUCAGAGGAAUUGCCAGUGGCCCCACAAAUCUUAGGCCUCAUCUUCCACCCCUUGUUCUCCGGAGCCAUCCUGCCCACCAACCACGCUAAUGCAGACGUCCAGAACACAAUCCUUCCUGCGGGGCAAGCAGGAGUAAAUCCUGCCAUCCAGGGAGCCCCGGAAGGCCCCUCCCCGAUGCCCAGUGGCACAGAUGAUGACUUUGAAGGGACUACUCCUGCGGGCAUUCAAAGGGGCUUGCACAUUCCUGAGGAAACCACUACCGGGUUCCCCAAUGGAAUUCAGUAA
This is a messenger RNA of Pipistrellus nathusii (Nathusius's pipistrelle), 636 nucleotides long. The record is from the annotation of a GenBank genome assembly. NCBI's taxonomy places the organism in Eukaryota, Metazoa, Chordata, Mammalia, Chiroptera, Vespertilionidae.